Messenger RNA from Rhizophagus irregularis DAOM 181602=DAOM 197198, 1335 nucleotides. RefSeq lists its product as uncharacterized. NCBI's taxonomy places the organism in Eukaryota, Fungi, Glomeromycota, Glomeromycetes, Glomerales, Glomeraceae. The record is from RefSeq and is a predicted model, not a curated record. Gene Ontology annotation, molecular function: protein binding.
AUGAAUAAAACCUGGGAAACUUUUAGUAAAAAUUAUGAAAAGUUGUUACUCGAGGAAUAUGGGCAUGAUUUAAUUGUAAAUGUAGGAGAGGAGCCAUUGGUGAAAUCUUUUAAAGCACAUAAAGUCAUAUUGGGAGCACAAUCGCCAUAUUUUCGUAGAGCACUUUCGAACGAAUGGGCUAAACAAGAGGAUGGAAAAAUAGUAUUUAACAAACCAAACGUCUCCCCACCAAUAUUUGACGUUAUCUUAAAGUAUAUAUAUACAGGAAGUACUAAUGUAGAAGAACAAGAUGGAGAAUUUAUUUUAUCGCUUUUGACAGCCGCAGAUGAAUUAAUCUUACAAGAAUUUGUUGAAGAAGUUCAACAUUAUUUAGUAAACAAUAGAGCGACUUGGAUACAAGAAAACUUUUGUCAUGUAUUAGAUUUUGCAUUUUCACACUCAACUUAUGGUCAACUGCAAGAUCAUUGUUUAGAAGCAAUUUGUGCAGACCCGCCUUUACUUUUUGAUAGUGAAUAUUUUUAUUGUAUAGAUUCAACCAUACUCAAAUCUUUACUAAAACGGGAUGACUUAGCAAUACAUGAAGUUGAUUUGUGGAAUAAUUUAAUUAAAUGGGCUAACGUACAAAUAACAGAAAUUGAAGCACCUACGAGAAAUUUAAAUGUGGAUGAUGUAGAUGUAGAUUCUACUGAAUGGAGUAAAGAAACGAUGCAAAACUUUCAACAAAUUUUAGCGGAUUGUAUUCCUCUUAUCAGAUUUACUUUAAUGUCACCGGAAGAGUUCAGAGAAAAAGUAUGGCCAUUUAAAGAUUGUUUACCUACAAAAUUAUAUGAUACUAUACUAUGGCACUUUAUAAUGCCAGAAAAACAAUCAUCGCCGUUCUUACCAAGAUUAAAAACCAUUGAUAGUAAAUUAAUAACAUUAAAACAUGCAGCAUUAAUCGCAACAUGGAUUGAUAGGAAAGAAGGUAAAACUUACUCUCAUACAGAAAUUCCUUAUGAAUUUUCGUUGUUGAUGCGUGGAAGUCGGGACGGAUUUUCACAACAAACUUUACAUAAUCGUUGUGGAGGGCAAGCCAAGACAAUUAUGUUGAUGAAAAUUAAAUCAACUGAAGAAAUUUUUGGAAUGUACAUUAGCAGUGUCUGGAGUAAUAAUACGGCUAGACAACAUGAUAGUUUUAUGUUUAGUUUUGGUGAAGGUAGAGAAACGAGAACACCAGUUUUGAGUAGAGUUAGAGCUGCUGGAUAUGAUUUAGCUUUACAAAGAGGUCAAGAACGAGGUAUGGAUGAAUUGGAAAUGUUCAAAAUUACUAGCAAAACUCCUUUUUCCGGUUUUUAG